CCCCGGUAUGGUCGGCUGGUAUGGCUGGCCCGUCUCCUGUGUCACUCUGGCCGGCUGUGAGGAGGUGUACACAGGGUGUAGCUACUCGACAUUAACAACAAGACUCCGCUGGGCUUUGGCAUUGGUUCGGAGCGGCUUGAGGACGGACGGAGGUCGAAAACGCGUCUGAUCAAACCUCCGUCGGGACGGGCGACGUUGACUUCAGUUGAACCGAGGGGUGGCGGGGGGCCAUGCUGUCUGGAUCCUGCUGCUGAGAUAGCAUGGCGUCGGAGCGCAGCCGCAGAGAUGGAGAGCUGUCCAGGGGCGCCAUCCCCCUGGACAUCGACGACGUGCAGCUCCUCCUGCAGGUGGAGCAGGUACAGAUCCAGAAGAGGACCUUCACCAACUGGGUCAACGCCCAGCUGGCCAAGAGGAAGCCUCCCUGCGCGGUCGGAGAGUUGUUCUCAGACUUCUGUGACGGCUCCCGUCUGUUGGACCUGCUGGAGGUGAUGAGUGGCCAGAGGAUGAGCCGUGAGCGAGGCAGAGGAAUCUUUCAACACCGCAGCAACAUAGAGACGGCCCUCAACUUCCUGAAGAGCAAGUCUAUCAAACUUGUCAACAUAAACAUUCCUGACAUCAUCGAUGGUAAACCCUCCAUCAUCCUGGGUCUCAUCUGGACCAUCAUCCUGCAGUACCAUAUCGAGGAGCUGGCCAGCAGCCUGUCCUUCAGCUCCCGCCAGGCCUCCAUGGAGUCGCUAGCCAGCCUGGACACGCGCUCCAGCCUCUCCAGCUUCUCCAGUGUGGACUCUCUCUCCGGGGCCUCUCCCCGGAGCAGCCCCCUUCCCGGUCGGAGGGCCUCGCCCCUCCACAACCGCUUCAAGGUCUCCGCCAAGAAGGCCCUACUGCUCUGGGUGCGGGAGCAGUGCCACAAGGCUGGCUACACCCUGACCGUCAAAGACUUUAAGGCCAGCUGGAGGAGCGGGGUGGUGUUCCUGGCCAUCCUUUACUCCCUGAGGCCCGACCUGGUGGACCUCUCCAAGGCCAGGAACCGGAGCAACCUGCAGAACCUGGAGGAGGCGUUCGGCCUCGCAGAGAGAGAGCUCCGCAUCCCCAGACUGCUUGAGCCCUGCGAUGUGGACGUUCGCGACCCAGAGGAGAAGUCUAUCAUGACCUACGUGUCUCAGUUCCUCCAGUACUCCCGCGAUCUGCCCAUACCAGAGGAGGGCGUGCAGUAUCUGAUGCCUCCAAAGACUCAUUCUCCUAUUAACCUUCCCGUUCACUACACUCCUGCUGUUUCUGACUCACCUCUGCGACAGGCCACGCCCAAUCAGAAGGCACAGGAAGUGACAUGCUGGCUGCUGCAGGCCUAUGAGGAGCUGCUGGAGGGAUGGGACUCCACGGAGGGAGAGAGCUACGCUGAAAGAUACCAUGUGUUCCAGACCUUCUUGGUCUCCUUCAACGAGCAGCGGCGGCCCGUCAUGCCGUUGCUAACGGCGAUGAGGCGCAGCGUGAAAGUGAGCGAGGAGCAGCGGGCGCUCAGAGAGGCCUGGGACGCCCUCGCCGAGAAGCUGCGGGAGUACAAGGUCCAGCUGGACGUGGGCCUGCCGGCUCCGCUGGCCCCGGUGGGCGCCUGGCUGCUGCGGACGGAGGGCGCGCUGACGGACCAGGAGCCCGACCCGCUGGACCCGGGCCGCGCCGCGCAGCAGGCCCGCCACAGCCAGGAGCUGCUCAACGCCUGUCUGGAGGAGAUGCCCCAGCAGUUGCGGAACUUCCAGAUGUUCCAGAAUGUGGACGAGAGCGGGAACCUUCUGGUUCCGACGGACAAACUGGACGAGAUGAAGAGAAGGUUCACCAGUGUGAGAGUGACCGCUAAGUACCAUGGCAUCAAACUGGAGUACCAGGAGCAAAGACACACCGUUCUGGAGCUGCUGGCUCGCAUCAGACCCAAGCUGAGGUCCUGGAGAAGGCCAUACGUUUCCCAGGAGUCCGUCCGCGUUCUGUUACAGGAAUGGCAUGAGUUGGUGAACGAACAGCAGCUCCCCUCCCUGCUGGAGGCAGCGCUGCAGAAACUCAAGCAUGUGUCUGGGAAGUACAGCAGCAAGUCUGCACUGGCUGCCGACUACGGGCAGGUGAAGCAGCAGGUGGAGGAGGUGGAGGAGGAGUCCCAGGAGCUCCAGGAGGGGGUGGCGGGGGUGAAGAGCAGCCUGGCCAGGGUGCUCUCUGCCUGGGAGUCCUUCAGCGACACGCUGAGCUCCCUGAUGGCCUGGCUGGAGCAGGGCAGCCUCGCACGCCCACCACAGGUGUCGUCUGAAGCGAUGUCGGAGUGGAGCUCUCGGCAGACUCACCUGAACCAGGUAGGGGAGUUCCUGAUGGAGGUCAGCGACCCCCAGACCACCCGGACCCUGGCCGACGACCUCCGCAGGAUCAACCAGCGCUGGGCUCGCUUCCUGCAGGCCGCCCCCGCCGUGGGUGAGUCUGAGGCGGCCCUGCCCGCCAGUCCCCCAGACCUGCAGGUUCUGAUCCGGGACGCCAUGCUGAUCCUGAAGGAGCCCCUGGAGACCAUGUCUGGGCCGCUCCAGACCUACCGCAAGAGGAUCCAGUUCAUGUUGAAGAAGAUGAGGGAUGUGGAUCUGGAAACUGAGGACUUUCCAGAACUCUCCGCUGAUCAGCGACAGAAGCUGACCCAGGCCAUACCUGAGGUGCUGCAGACGUUGUCGGAGGCUGAGCAGGUGUGUGUCGAGCUGCAGCAGAGUGUGUGCGGUCUGGACGGCCGACUGGCAGAGCUGCUCCACUGGGAUGUGGAGGCCAGGGAGCUGUACCAAGUCCUGAAGGCCAGGGAGAGGAGACCCCAGAGGGCCCAGGACCCCCGGGCCAGGGUGUUCAUCUCGCGGGGCCUGCAGCUGGAGGGCCAGGUGGUGACAGAGGAGCAGGACCUGCAGGUGAUGGUCAUGAUGAGCCAGAAGAACUCGCCCGUCCAGUACGUCCAUGCGUCGGCCAUGCAGCACCGCGUUCGGGCAGCCGUCGCCCAGUCCCAGGAAGUGGUGGGGAUGCUGAGCAGCCUGGGAGCCAGGAGAGACCGCAGCCAGAGCCCUCCAGAGGACCGGACUCCCAAACCGAAGACCUUUGUGGCGUGCGAGGGCGAGCCGGUGGAGAAGAGAGCCAGGGUGCUCUCCGUUGCUCCCCCUUUGACCCAGCAGAAGGCUCCUGAACCCCGGGCCGAGCCCAGAGGACUACAGCAGCAGCAGGUCCCAACAAUAGUGGUCCAGGAAUACAGAGAGAAGGCGAAGCUGAGCUCCCCACCGCUGCCAUACUCCUACGCCCAGGCCCAGCAACAGCGACAGCAACAACAACAGCAUCAUCAACAACCACAGCAACAGCAAAAACAACAGCACCGACAACCCCAAAGACAACAAAAGUUUCCACAACAGAUGGAGCAGCAGGAUGUCCCCCAGCAGAAACCGCCAGUUCACCCAGAGGCGCCGGUCCAGAAGCACAUGGGGGCUCGGGCCAAGGAGCUCCCAGAGGCCACGCCCCAGCCGCCUAGGCAGCCAGAAGAGCAGAAGAAGCCUCUCAGCCAGAAGGAGCUCCAAAGCAGAAAGGCUCAGGGUAGGAAGAACCGCCCUUGGCUCCAGAAAAAGCCUUCAGAUGAACAGGAUGCAGCUGUAGUGUCAGACCAGGCCCGGACGGCCCAGGAAAUCCCGUCCACCGAUCUUCCAAUUAAAUCCCCCUCUUCCCCUCCGACUGAGGCGCCUCCUUCUGCCCAGGCUCCGGCUCAGGUCUAUGUGCCAGCUCCAGCCCGGGUUUUCCCUUCGACCCAGGCGUCUUCUUCACCACAACCGGCUACCUCGGCCCAGGUUCAAACGCAUCCGGAGAAAGACUCCGGGUCCCUGGCUCCGGUUCCAGUGGAUUCACAGCUCAAAAGAGCACAAACGGCCCAGCUGGAGUCACAAGCCAAAACCAUGAAGCAAACAAAACCAGAACAGACAAAACAGCAGCAAAGGCAGCCACAACAGAAGCAGCCUGCACAACAACCCCAACCACAAAAACAACCACAGCAGGCUAAGAAAGAUGCUCAACCACAGCCAGCUGCCACAGCUAAAGUACAGACGACGGUGCAAGGCCCAAGUUCACAGUCCGAGACCCAGCAUCCAAGGGGUGAACAGGCCCAACCACAAGCUGAUAUACAUUCUCAAUCUCAGCCAACUGCCCCUGCCAAAGUGAAAACAUCAAGCCCAGCCCCGCCCCAGGUGCAUCCUCAACAACUUCAACUGCAAAUUCAAACACAGCCACCUCGGAGCCCCAUACAGUCUCUCUUGCCUACCCAAAUGGAGAUUCAGGCCCAGUGUCAACUACAGUCUCAUACAUGGUCCCAAGGCAGACCUCAGACUUCACUGCCUCUCCCAGGACAGCCUCAAGCUCCAAGCCAAGCCCAUGCUAUGGUCCAGGGCCAGACGUUGGCUCAAAUCAGGCCAACUUCCCCCAUGCAGGGUCAACUUCCAGGCUUUAUUCAGCCUCCAAUACCAUCUCACAUCCAGAUGCGCAGUCAGCAUCAGUCAUGGGCUCCAGUCAGGCCUCCCUCCCCUCUGCCUCCCAAGGGGCCCAUGCAGGCCGAGACACCAGCCCAUGGCCAACACGUUCAGCAGGCUCCAUCUCACCCUCAACCUGUCAUGCAACCUCCUUCUCAUAUCCCUCCCACGGCUCAGACACUAUCACACGUCCAAACGGUGACUCAACAGAAAACUGAUGCACCUAGAAUGCAUCCUCAGGCACCUCAACAGCAGGUUCACAUUGGCCCGAGCCCACAGGCUUGGGCUCCAAUCAGAGUACCAUCUCCAAUGCAGACACAUUCUCCAGUGCCGCCUCCUCCAUUUUCUCAAUCUCCAGUGCAGCCUCAGAUUUACCCGGCUGGAUAUCCCCAAAGUCAAUCUCCACAACAGCAGUGGGUCCGAAGACAGGAGCAACAGAUUCAGGGUUAUUCACAGCAGGGGCAGCCUCUUCCCCAAGCCUUCCAGGAGAACACGGUUCAGCCCAUUCUACCUCCUCAGGUGUAUCCUACAGCCCCGCCACAGCAAUGGGCCCCGUUCCAGCCUCAACAAGGGCCCCAGCAGGGACACCCUGGCUACCCUCCCUAUCCAGCACAGCAUCCUCAACAACAGUCUCAGCCACAACCACAAACACAGCCAUGGGCCCAAUCCCAAGGACAGAUGAUUCCCCAGAGGCCGAUGCAACAGCCACUGACGAGAGCGUACAAUCUGAGUCAAACGCAGACACAAGUUCAGCACAUUCAGCAAGAACCUUGGAUUCAACCUCAGUCACCAGCCCAACCCCACUCACAGUUCCAGCCUCAAUCCCUCCUUCAACCUUGGUAUCCACCAGGGCAACCUGAACGCCAAGCGCAGUCUCAUCCUCAGACUGAGCCCCCGAGCCAUCCGUCUCAGCGGGAGCCACAUCAGGCUUCCCACAUCCACCGGCCUCAGCCUCUGCAGCAGGCCCCCGUUCAGCCUCAGAAACAGUUACAGACCCCCCCACAGCCACCUCAGCUGCAACACCCGCUGUCCCAACUGCAGGCCCAGGUGAUCCCCCAACCCACAACCCAGACUCGGACGACUAUUCAAACCAAAGUUAUGACACAGUCAACUGUACAGGCCACACCUGUACCCCAGCCAACUGGCCAACCCAAAGCCCAGACACAGUCCACACCACAACCUAGUCCUAGCCAGGCCCAUACAAUUCCUCAAACUCCGAGCCAGAAACAGCCAACACCCAAUGUCCAGAAACAGAAAGAGCCCCAAACCACAGCCCUGCCAACUGUACAGUCUACAUAUGUGGCCCAGCACUCUGGACAACCCUGGCCACAGGUCCAAGUCCAGGUACCGACAGUGCCACAGACAAAAUCCCAGACCCUGCCAACUGGAGAUGCUGAAGGUCCGAUGCAGAUGGGUCCACAAACCACAGCCCUGCCAAUUGUACAGUCUACAUCCGUGGCCCAGCACACUGGACAACCCUGGCCACAGGUCCAAGUCCAGGUACCGACAGUGCCACAGACAAAAUCCCAGACCCUGCCAACUGGAGAUGCUGAAGGUCCGAUGCAGAUGGGUCCACAAACCACAGCCCUGCCAAUUGUACAGUCUACAUCCGUGGCCCAGCACACUAGACAACCCUGGCCACAGGUUCAAGUCCAGGUACCGACAGUGCCACAGACAAAAUCCCAGACCCUGCCAACUGGAGUUGCUGAAGGUCCGAUGCAGAUGGGUCCACAAACCACAGCCCUGCCAACUGCACAGUCUACAUCUGUUACUCAACAGAUUGGACAACCCAAAGUCCAGAUCCAGACGGUGCCGCAAACCCCAUCCCAGACCCUGCCAGCUGUCCAGCAUGUAACAGAGGCCCAGCCAACUGUGCAGCCUACCACACCAUCCCAGUUCCUUGGCCAACCAAAAGCCCCCAUACAGGUUGCAGUACAGACCAUACCCCUGCCGACUGCACAUACUAUGGUUCAGUCACAGCCAGCUGUACUCCCCACAGCCAUGGCUGAGCCACCACCGCGACCUAAAGUCCUCCAUCCCACGCCCCAGAUCCUCUCCCUUCCCCAGACUCUGGGGGACUCUCCAGAACUCCGCAUCAAACCUCAGGCACUGGUCCAGGCAACCCCCCAGGCUUACACCGAGGCCUACGCCAAGGCCCAGGCCCUUGCCAGGAACGGCUUUGAGGACGCCAAGCACUGCCUGCAGCAGCACAUCCUGGAGGCCAUCAAUGUCUUCACGGACAAACGUCUGUCCAGGGAACCAGCAUCGUCCAAAGAGGAGUCUCUGAGGACCCUGGACCCGGACCUGCUGGAGGGGUUCCUCAGGGCUGCCGAGAGCAUGGAGGCCUUCUGCACCCCCUCCCAGCUCCAGGACAUGGAGCUGUUCACCCAGUCGGUCCAGAUGCAGUGGGAGGAGUGCUUCUCGGCGCAGGGCAGCGCGGCCCAGGCGGGGCGGCACCUGGAGGCCCUCAGGGAGCUCUGUGGGACCCUGAGCCCAGAGGACUCCCACCGCCUCGCCCAGGCCCAGCUUAGGGAGUGUGAGAAGAGGCUGGCCGCCAUCCAGAGGCAGUUCAGCGGGGAGGCGGACCCCCCGGCGCCGACGCAGCCCCCCGAGACCGGAAUUCCCACCAAACCCAGUCAGGACGCAGUCCCAGAGCGGGAGACCAGUAGCGCCCGACCAGCGGGCCCAGCUGAGGCGUCCAACGUGAUGGUGAAGAUGAGUAGUGAGGAGAGGAGUGAGAUGGAGAGGCAGCCCUCGGUAGAGGAAGACCUGGUGCAGAGGGAGCUUUCAGAAAGAUACGAGAACUCAAAGAAGUCUUUGCUCGCUCAGAUGGCCAAAAACGAACAGAUCCUCCAGGAACUCUCCGGAGAUUCUGUCUCCCUGAAAGGCCUGCACACUCGGCUCCAGGAAAUACAGUUACUGAGGCAAGAGACGGAGGCGCUGUGGUCGGAGUUCUCCACCCAGUGCCCCCAGCAGGGCACCGCCAGGCCCGGGGCGGAGCAGGAGAGGGCGGAGCUCCGCGAGCGCUGGCGCGCCCAGCUGGUGGAGCUCCAGCGGCGGGGGGGCGCGCUGGGCGGCGCGCUGCGGCAGAUUGACUCCACCCAGAACCACAUGGUGGACUUCAUCGACCGGCUGGACCGCUACCUCCGUCAGCCCAAGGACGUCUCCGCCUUCACCCUGGCCAGCAGCACCGUCGGCGACAUCAAGGAGCUGGACGACAGCAUCCAGAGCGAGCUGGACCAGCUGUCGCGCCUGGACCCGGUGGACUCCAGCAGCCUGGCCUCGCUGUCCCAGGAGGUGGCCUCGCACCGGGCCAGCCUGGACCAGCUCCGGCAGCAGGUGCGCAAGAGCGAGGCGGCGGCGCGUGCGCUGGACCGCUUCCUCAUGUCCCUGCGCAGCGUGGAGCAGGACGUAGCCGGGGUGCAGUCGGCGCCCUGCAGCGACCCCGCCCUGCUGCAGGAGUCCCGGGCCAGGCUGGGGCUCAGCCGGCAGAGCGUGGGUAGCCUGCGGGACAAGGCCCCCCAGCUGGACGUGCUGUUGCAGGGGGCCCGGCUGGUGGUGACCCGGGACGGGGCGCCAGCCUCCUGCCUGGACAUGGUGCUGGUGCUGCAGGGCCGGCUGGAGGAGGCGGACCGCCAGGUGAGCGGCCAGCAGCGGAGCCUCCACCGAGAGGCGGAGUCCCGGUCGCUGGGCCUGAGGGGGCGGAGCCUGCUCGGCGAGAUGAGGCGUCUGACGGAGGCGGCGGAGAAGCAGGGGCUGAAGGAGCCCAACGUGCCCGCGGUGCAGCACAGGCUGAGGGCUCUGUCAGACCUGGAGGUCCAGCUGAAGACCCAGCGCUCAGAGCUCCAGACCCUGACCGACCUCCACGGAGAAGGGGGAGGAGCAGAGGAGCAGCUGCAGCCUCUGAAGGCCCAGUGGGAGGAAACGCAGGCCGCCGUGACGGACAGACUGGAGGAGUGCAACACCCUGAUGGAACUGCUGAAGAAGUUCCAGGGUUGCCGCGGUUACGUGAGCAGCACCAUGCAGAAGGCGGAGCAGGUGAUGGGAGAGCAGGCGUCCUACAUGGGCAAGGAAAACCUGCAGAGGCUCAUCGCCAAGGUCCACGACAUCAAGGAGGACCUGCGGGGCGUGGGCGUGCGUAUGGAGGAGGUCCGGUUUGUCUCCAGGCAGCUGACGGCCCACCUCAAGAAUAUGCCCGACUGCAGUGAGGCCCCGUUCGAGGCCGAGUCCGACGUGCUGAUGGACGGCUGGCUGGACGUGACGGAGAAGAGCGAGUCGUACAUGGACAACCUGCAGGUGGCGCUGGAGCAGUGGGAGAGGCAGCUGGGGCUGGGGGCGGAGGUGGAGGCCUGGGCGGCGGCCAAGCUGGCCGUGUUCGCAGAGAGCCACCCCUUCCACAGCGAGCAGCAGGUCCUGGACAUGAGGGAUGAGAUCCAGAGCCACGAAGAGAACAUUGAGCGUUUCCAUAAGAAGUCGGUGGAGAUCCAGGAGAUGCUUCAGAGCCAGGAUCCUCCGCUGGAGCUACAGGUGGUGGAGACCCAGCUGAGGAAGAAGAUGGAGCAGGUGCAGGAGCUGUUCAGCGACAGCACCGACGUCUUUGAGGAGCUGAUGGCUGUGAAGAAACACCUCGCUGAGAAGAUCCAGGAGUGCGCUGCCGCCGUGGAGAACAUCCAGACCUCCAUCAACAACGUCUCCACCUCGGAGCCCCGGGCCAACACCCUACUACAGGAUCUGAGUGAGGACCUGGACUUCCAGGAGGAGAAGGCCCAGGGGGUGGUGAGGGAGCUGGACCUGAUCUCCAGCGUGGCCAGCCCCGAGGCCCUGGAGCCCCUGACCCAGGACGCCUACCGCCUCAAACACGCCUUCUCCCUCGGCAGAGAGCUAAUCCAGAGGAGGAGAGACGACCAGGGGAAGGACCUGGCCACCGCCAUCAGAGACGACAACCAGAGGUUUGAUGAGUUCUUCCAGGACCUCCAGCUGUCAAUCAACGAGUGCUUUGAGAAUCCAGAGAGUCGUGAGGAUGUGGAGACAUCCCUUAACAGACUGACGGGUUUCCUGGAGGCCAGGGAGAGCGAGCGACGGCUGGCCCAGCUGAAAGAGCGUCUGGAUAGGGGCAGGGAGCAGAUCCCUCCCCCUGUCCUGGAGGAGCUCACCUCCUGGCUGGAGGAGCAGCAGAAGGAGGUGUCCACCUUCGCAACCCACUGCAGCAACCGCCAGCAGCAGAUGCAGAGCACCCUCAACACGUUCAAGAGUCUUCAGGAGCAGUAUGAUGCGUUCCAACAGUGGCUGAAGAACAAGGAGGAAGACUCUGUGGAAUCAGACCAAGUCAGCCGUCUGCUCAAAGACCUCCAAGACCAGAGGGGGAGAGCUGAGUCCCUGGAGGAGCUCCUGUCGGCGGUGCGCCGGCAGGGCGUGAGGGCCGACGGUCUGCUGAAGGACGGAGACAACCUGCUCCAGCGCUACCGCAACCUGGAGACCCGGCUCGGUGACCAGCAAAGCCAGGCCCGCAGGGACCUGGAGGGGCAGCGGGAGGAGUUCCACACCCAGGCUGAGAGCACCCAGACCUGGAUCAGAGACCUGGCUGAAGGCCUGGCCUCGCCCCACAUCCAGGGACAACACCAGGAGGUCAAACUGGCAGCACAGGCGGUGCUCGUCUCCAGGCACGACGGAGACGCUCAGGUGGACGAUCUGAGACGGCGAGGGCAGAGCGUGUGUAAGUGUGAGGACCUGGAGGAGGGCAGGAGGAGGGAGGUGCAGCAGACGGUCGAGGCGACGGCCAAGCAGUGGGGGAACGUUCUCCAGAGGGCGGAGGAGUCCCUCCACAGAGCCGAGACACAGGCGGCCGUAGAGGAGAACCUCGACGACUUCAAGAGCCAGAAGGAGAGCGUCCUGUCCUGGGUCCGACAGCAGACCCAGACCCUGAGGUCUGUCGGAGGUCACAUGACCUUUGAGGAAAGGCUGCAAAUCCCUCGGAACAUCCUGGCCUCCAAGCCCGGCGGAGACGCCAAACUCCAGGAGCUCCGCAAACAAGCCGGGACCCUGUACGGGAACGAGGAGCCGGAGGAGAGCGUCAGGCGGCAGGAGGUCCAGCAGAGCCUCCGGGAGGUGGAGACCCAGUGGGCGGGGGUCCUGCGGGGGGCCGGGGAGGCGGAGAGGAGCGCCCUCUCCGAGGACUUCCACCUGCAGAAGAACCGGACGCUGGCGUGGGUGGCGGAGAGGCAGCGGGCGCUGGACGCGCUGGGCAGGCACGCGCCCGCCGAGCAGAGGCGCCGCGCCGCGGAGGACGUGCUGGGCUCCAGACCCGAAGGGGACCGGCAGGUGAACAACCUGAGGAGGGGCGGUCAGGGUCUGUGUGGACGGCUGGAGCAGGAGGACCGCACGAGGAGGGAGGAGGUGCAGCAGGCCGUGCAGGAGGCGGAGGAGCGCUGGAGGCUGGUCCUGACCGGCGCCACACAGAGCCUGGAGGAGGCUGAGGCCCAGGUUGCCCUGGAAACGGAGAAGAGGGACGGGGAGCUCAGAGAAUUCAACACUCAAAACCAAGAGGCCACCAUGUGGAUUGGAGCACUACAACGGAAGCUCACAACUCUAGCAGAACAAACCAAUGCUGAGGACAGACUUCACAGUGCACAGACCAUCCUGAGCGUCAAACAAGAGGGAGAAGCCAAGAUGGCAGCACUUCAGAGCCGCGUCAAUGACCUGUGUGAGAAUGAGGACCUAGAGGAGAGCAGGAGAGAGGAGGUUCAGCAAAGCCUGCGGGACAAGAAAGAACAGUGGCGGUUGCUCCUUGAGUCAGCCAAACGGGCCGUGGAAGAGGGGGAGAAGCAGUGUGCUCUGGAAGGGCUCCUUAGAGACGUCCGUGCCCAGAUAAAGAGCACUACGGCCUGGCUGGAAGAUAAGCAGCAGGCCCUUCUCACCCUGGACCGGACGGAUCUAGAGAAAUCUAUGAACACUGCGCAGGCCGUUCUGGGCUCCAAGCCCGAAGGAGACGGCAAGGUGGACGAUCUGAGAAGACGGGGGCAGAGCGUGUGUGAGCGUGAGGACCUGAAGGAGAGCAGCAGGAAGGAGGUGCAGCAGGCCGUCAGGGAGGCGGCGGAGCAGUGGAGAAGCGUUCUAGAGAAGGCGGAGGAGGUCCUCCACAGGACUGAGCUCCAGUCCACCCUCUCCAGGGAGCUGCAGGCGUUCAGCGGCCAGGCAGAGAGUGCUGGGACCUGGCUGAAGGAGCUCCGACACCAGGCCGCCCCGCUGGAGACCCAGGUGACCCAGGGCAACCAGGAGCAGAUAGAGAGCAGGCUCAAAGCAGCGCAGACGAUCCUUGGCUCCAGGUCGAGGGCCAAGGGCUUCCUGUCAGACCUGAGCAGAGGAGCACAGAGUCUGUGUCAGCGUGAGGACCUGGAGGAGAGCAGGAGGACGGAGGUGCAGCAGACGGUCAGACAGACAGAGGAGCAGUGGAGGUCCCUCCUGAAGACUGCUGAGGGGGCGCAGAGAGAGCUGAAGGCGGUGACGGACCUCGUGGUGUCCUGUGAGUUCCAGCGCUGCCAGGCUCAGGGGCGCCUGGCCGAGCUCCAGAGGCAGAGCUCCGCCCUGCCGCGGCUCUUCCCCUGGCCGGGCCUAGGGGACCGGCGGCAGGCAGCCGAGGACGUCAGGGCCCUCCUGGAACGCACCAGGGACCAGGGGCCCGUCCUCAAAGCCCUGCGGAGACAGGCGGAGGAGGUGUUUGAGAAGACCCAGGACCCCACCUGGAGAGACCCUACCUGGGCUGGGAUGGAGGAGUGCCUCCCUGGCCUGCUGUCAGAGCUCACUGAGGCGGGAGCUGACCUGGAGCUGGGCAUCCUGACGGAGCGCCAGUUCACCCAGCUGGUGGAGCAGCACGGGGCGGCCCAGGACUGGCUCCGCGAGCAGGUCAAGGUCCUGGGACCCCCGCCCGCCGACCGACAGGGUCUGCACAGCACCGCCAACACGCUGAAGGCUCUCCUGCAGACGGUGGGCCGCGAGGAGCGGGAGAUGAAGGAGCUGGACCCCCUCCGCGACCGCCUCACGGCCCUGUGCACGCCGGGGGGCCGCGACUCCCUCAGCCUGGAGGUGCGCCACCUCCACGAGCUCCGCACCACCUCGGAGCAGGAGGUGCGGGAGCGGCUGGUGGUGUGCGAGGGCCGCCUGGGGGAGCUGGGGCAGGAGGCGGGCCGCCGGGGCCGGGCCCUGAAGGAGCGGGGCGCGGCGCUGCAGUGGGAGCUGCGGUCCCUGGACCAGGCGCUCUGCUACAGCGAGCCCCAGAACCACAUCGCCCAGCUGCAGCAGCACUGGACCAGCCUCCAGAAAUGUCAGGGGUCGCUUGAAGGCCUGGGGGUCAAAGUUCAGGAGCUGUACCAGGAAGUGAAAAGUGUCGCCGGGACAACAGAGGAGAUGCCGUCCGAGGCGAUCACCAUGGUUGAGUCGCUGAAACAGCAGAACGACGAUCUGAGGUCCAGGCUGACAGAACGGCAGGAUUCCUGCACAAAGCACACCAGCUGCUGCUCCUCUGAUUGCCUAAGGGCACUGCAGCAAUGGAAUCUCACCAAGCCUUCAACAGACUCUCCCACCUCUGUAAAGGCAGCUCUAGAGGAGGGGGAGAAACUGCAGCAUAGCCUGCGGGAGGCGCUGUCGCACAGGCAGUUCCUGGUUGACUCUUUGAAGGUGGGCGAGGCAGAGCGACUGGAGAGAGAGAGCUCAGAGGCUCUCCAAGCAGCAGUCACUAAGUCUUCUACCUUGACCCAGAGCUUAAAGGGGCUUGAAGACAAGAAGAAACACAAGCUGCAAGCCCCUCAGGCCUCUGAGGUCCGUCCAGCUAGAGUGGAGGACGUAGAAAUACCAGCAACGGCACCAUCAGUAGUAGCACCACCACGGACAAUCAGACCCUCUGCAGAGAGGAAGAGCAUCACUGUUUCCCAGAAACAUACGGAACUCCAGGAACCAAUCAUCGAUAAAGAUAAGAGGGAAACCACACACAGUGAAAUUGAAACUUCAGUAUCUGUAGUGCGAGUCACCACAGAGACGACGUACGUCACUGAAGACAGGACACUGACCGCAUCAGAGGCUACAAGUGUGAGUGUACUUUCUGCUGAAUCGGCGACUAAGGCUGGGUCCGAAGGAACAAGGAGUACAAAGUCAACUACAACGUCAUCUUCAGUGGAGCCCGUAAUAGUUAGAGCUGAGCCCCAUUUCCCUGUAAUAGUAUGGGAACCGGUUGACACUGCUGUAGGGGGAACAGACAAGUCUGAGCAGGCCAGAAGACAGGAUCUAGACGUUGUUGCUCAGCCUGCUUUACCAGAGUCUAUGCAAACGAAGGAGGAAUUUUUGAUAACGACAUCUGGGUUGUCUAUUUGCCAGACCAAAAUCGCUGUUAAAGAACCACAGCAGUUUCUGGUAACCAGGAGUAAUCAGAGUUUGGCUGUUUCAAAAGAUCCUUCUCAAGCACUGAAUCGGGAACCUAAGGAGAGUCGAGAAGAUUCCACUGAGGGAUUCAAGAUCAAAUCGGAAACCAUCACUGAUGCACAAACUAAGCUGGUAACGAGUGGGAGCAAGUUAGAGACCUCCAUUUCAUCAGGAACCCUUGAUGCAGAACCAAAGGGAACUGAACAUGUACAGUUCACGCAAAAGCUAAAAGCUGAGCAAGCUAAGCCUUCUCCUCCUACAAGAAAGUCCAAAUCUACCAAGACUUCAGACCCAAUCAAAACCGACACUCAAGAGCCAAUCACACUGGAACAGGCUGAGGUAAGGACUACAGAUCACCAGGCCCAAGCAAGUGUUACUGCACCAGUUCCUGUGAAGCCUGAACAAGAUCCGACAAAUGCUGAAAGUGAAAAGUCUUCUAUAAUUCCAUAUUCAACCCCAGCACUGUCAGAUACAGCUGUCAUGGAGAAAGCCAUGGUGGUACCAGCCAGGAAAAAGUCAAAAUCUUCUGGAUCCCCUAUUAUGCGUGCAACACCUGCACAGUCCAAGCAAACUUCUGAGAGUAAUCUGUCUGUUUCUGUGGUAGACCGAGGUUUACCUGUACCUACCAAGAAAGUGCAAAGCCCCAGAGUUGACACAACAACAAAACAACCAACAAAAACCACCAUUACAACAACUAAAGAAAUGACUAAAACUAAACAGGACCUUUCUAGGGUUGAAACAUCAAAGACCCAAGAUUCACCCCAAGUUGGGACAGCUAAGGUGGAUGUGUGUGUCUCACAUCUUGUGCCAAGCAGGAGAAGGUCUAGAGAGAUUCCAGAGUACUCUACAGCUUCAGAGCCAGCCUCAGAACUUGCUGUACCUGCUGAUGUUCCAACCAAACUUGCUGAAUCUGAGACCGCUGCUGAUGAUCAGACUAAGCUUGUACCAACGAGGAGAAAGUCAAAGACAUCAGUGACAUCUAUGAAACUUGAUGGAGAACCACAGCAGAAGAUUGCAAGUUCAAAACCUGGCACGCAAACAAGAACCCUUGAGCAAGCGAAGCCUUCACCCACUACAAGAAGGUCAAAAUCCACCAAGGCUUCAGAGCCAAUCAAAACGAACACUAUGAAUAAAGAAGCCAUCACUGUUCGUACUGAACGAGACCCUGCAAGUGCGUCAUUGAUUAAUCCAGAGUCAUUCAUCAGGCCAUCCAUAGCUACUGAUGUGGAAAAAACAACAUCGGAGAGAACCGGUACCUUGGGCAAUCAAACUGUUCCUACAACUUUAGAGACAACAUUACCUGUCACUGGACCUGCUGAAGCGAAGAUCAAACCAAUUCAGACUAAAAAAGAAAGUGCAAAGUCUCCUCUCACAGAAGAGUCAAUCACAGGACUGGCCGAGACCGUUGUUGUUUUGGAGGAACCCAUUGUGGUACCUGCCAGGAGAAAGUUCAAACCUGAUGGAUCUCCUAUGACACUGGCUGAUGUAAAACCUGCACAGUCAACAGAAGACUCUGAGUCUCCUCAGCCUUCUCCCAUUGGAAAAGAAAAGGCUGCUCUGUCUAAUUCACAAAGUACAACCGUCAACGAAAUUGUAGAGCCACACUCAUUAAAGAAGGUGACUUUAGUUGUUCUGGAUAUCCCUGCUUUCCAGACAGCGGACACAUUCCCACAGACAUCAAUCUCUGAGAGAGCAGACAGUGCUGGAUCGAUAGGGCUUGACAUCACACUGGGACAGGCAUCUAAAAAGUCAGAGCCAACUGUACUUCCUCAACUUUCUCAAAGUCAUGUAAAUGUGCCCCCGUCCCUACUACCUGAGAAACAACAUCCAGAUGUUCCAAAACCGCAGUCCACAGACCAGACUUCAGUUCUCCUGGCCCAAGCGAGUGUCACUGCACCUGUUCCUGUGAAGCCUGAACAAGUUCAGGCCAAUCCUGAAAGUGAAAAAUCUCCUAUAAUUCUAUAUUCAACCCCAGCACUGUCAGAACAAACUGUCAUGGAGAAAGUCAUGGUGGUACCAGCCAGGAAAAAGUCGAAAUCUUCUGGAUCUCCUAUUAUGCAUGCAACUCCUGCACAGUCCAAACAAGAUUCUGCUGUUUCUGUGGUAGACCGAGUUUUGCCUGUACCUACUAAAAAAGUGCAAAGCCCCAAAGUUGACACAACAGCAAAACAACCAACGAAAACCACCAUGACAACAACUAAAGCAAAGACAGAAAAAAACAAACAGGACCUUUCUAGUGUUGAAACCUCAAAGAACCAAGAUUCAAGCCAAGGAGGGACAGCUAAGGUGGACUUUUGUGACUCGCAUCUUGUGCCAAGGAACCGAAGGUCUAGAAAGACUCCAGAGGGCUCUACAGCUUCAGAGCCAGCCUCAGAUGUUGCUAUACCUGCUGAUGUUCCAACAAAGCUGGCUGAAUCUGAGAGCACUACUGAUGAUCAGACUAAGCUUGUACCAACAAGGAGAAAGUCAAAGACAUCCGUGACAUCUAUGAAACUUGAAGGAGAACUAAAGCAGAAGAUUACAAUUUCGAAACCUGGCAUGCAAACAAGAACCCUUGAGCAAGCUAAGCCUUCACCCACUACAAGAAGGUCAAAAUCGACCAAGACUUCAGAGCCAAUCAAAACUGACACUAUGAAUAAAGAAGUCAUCACUGUUCAGACUGAACAAGACCCUGGAAAUGUGUCAUUGAUUAAUCUAGAGUCAGUCUACAGGCCAUCCAUGGCUCCUGAUGUGGAAAAAACAACAUUGGAGCGAACCGGUACCUUGGGCAAUCAAACUGUUUCUACAACUUUAGAGACAACAUCUCCUGUCACUGGACCUGCUGAAGCGAAGAUCAAACCAAUUCAGACUAAAACAGAAAGUGCAAAGUCUCCUAUCACAGCAGAGUCAAUCACAGGACUGGCAGCGACUGCUGUUGUUUUGGAGGAACCCGUCGUUGUACCUCCCAUGAGAAAGUUAAAGUGUGAAGGAUCUCACAUGACAAAAGCUGAUGUUAAACCUGCACAGUCAACAGAAGACUCUGAGUCUCCUCAGCCUUCUCCCAUUGGAGAAGAACAGGCUGCUCUGUCCAAUUCACAAAGUGCAACUGUCCAUGAAAUUGCAGAGCCACACUCAGAAAAGAAGGUGGCUUUAGUUGUUCUGGAUAUUCCUGCUUUCCAGACAGCGGACACCUGCCAACAGACAUCCAUCUCAGAGAGAGCAGACAGUGCUGGAUCGAUAGGGCUUGACAUCACACUGGGACACGCAUCUAAAAAGUUAGAGCCAACUGUACUUCCUCAACCUUCUCAAAGUCAUGUAAAUGUGCCCCAGUCCAUACUACUUGAGAAACAACAUCCAGAUGUUCCUGAACCUCAGUCCCCAGACCAGACUUCAGCUCUACGGGCAGAGGCAAGUGUUACUGCACCUGUUCCUGUGAAGCCUGAACAAGUUCAGGCAAAUCCUGAAAGUGAAAAAUCUCCUAUAAUUCCAUAUUCAACCCCAGCACUGCUAGAAUCGGCUGUCGUGGAGAAGGCCAUGGUGGUUCCAGCCAGGAAAAAGUCAAAAUCUGCUGAAUCUCCUAUUAUGCGUUCAAAACCGGCACAGUCCAAGCAAGACUCUGAGGCUCCUCUGUCCUCUGUUUCUGUGGUAGACCGAGCUUUGCCUGUACCUACUAAAAAAGUGCAAAGCCCCAGAGUUGACACAAAAACAGCAAAAGAACCAACAAAAACCACCAUUACAACAACUAAACUAAAGACAGAAAAAACUAAACAGGACCUUUCUAGUGUUGAAAAAUCAAAGGACCAAGAUUCAACCCCAGUUGGGACAGCUAAGGUGGAAUUUUGUGAAUCGCAUCUUGUGCCAAGGAACAGAAGGUCUCGAAAGAAUCCAGAAGACUCUACAGCUUCAGAGCCAGCCUCGAAUGUUGCUGCACCUGCUGAUGUUCCAACAAAACUGGCUGAAUCUGAGACCACUGCUGAUGAGCAGACUAAAUUUGUACCAACAAGGAGAAAAUCAAAGACAUCAGUGACAUCUAUGAAACUUGAUGGAGAACCACAGCAGAAGAUUGCACGUUCAAAGCCUGCCAUGGAAACAAGAACCCUUGAGCAAGCUAAGCCUUCACCUACAACAAGAAGGUCAAAAUUGACCAAGACUUCAGAGCCUAUCAAAACCGAAACUAUGAAUGAGGAAGUUAUCACUGCUCGUACUGAACAAGAUCUUGCAAGUCUUACAUCAUUCAAUCCAGAGUUGGUCAUCAGGCCAUCCAUAGCUACUGUUGUGGAAGAAACAUUAUUGAAACGAACUGAUAACAAGGACAAUCAAAAGGAUAUUACAACUUCAGAGCCAACAUCACUUGUAACUGGACCUGCUGAAGUAAAUAUCGAAUCGUUUCCAACAAAAGACGAAAGUGUCAGGUCUUCUUUCACUGCAGAGUCAAUCACAGGAAUGGCAGAAACUGGUGCUGUUGUGGAGGAAAGCAUUGUGGUACCACCCAGGAGAAAGUUAAAUCCUGAUGGACCUCCUAUGACACAAGCUGAUGUUAAACCAGCACAGUCAACAGGAGAUUCCGAGUCUCCUCAGCCUUCUCCCCAUAGUGAAGAACAGGCUGCUCUGUGUAGUUCACAAAGUUCAACAGUCCAUGAAAUUAUAGAGCCACACUCAGUUAAGAAGGUGGCUGUAGUUGUUCUGGAUAUUCCUGUUUUCCAGACAGUGGACACAUGCCCACAGACAUCAAGUUCUGAGAAAGCAGACAGUGCUGGAUCGUUAGGGGUUGACAUUAAACUUGGACAGGCAUCUAUACAGCCACCUGUGCUUCCCGAACUUUCUCAAAGUCAAAUAGAUGUGCCCAAGUCCCUACCAUCUGAGGUACAAUGGUCAGAUGUUUCCAGAGACCCGACUGCAGACCUUCAGGCCCAAGAUUGUUUUACUGGACCUGUUGCUGUCAAGACUGAACAAGUUCUGACCACAUCUGAAAGUGAAAAGUCUCCCAUCACUAAGGCCAAACAAGUUCCGACAAAACAUGAGAGUGAAGGGUCUCCCAUCACUCCAGAUUCAUUAUCUGGACUUGCAGAGAUGGGUAAUGUAGUGGAAGCCAUGGUAAUACCAGCCAGGACUAAAUCAAAACCUGCUGGUUCUCCUGUGAUGCAUGCAAAUGCAAGCCCUGCACAGUCCAAACACGACUUUGAGGGAUCUCACCCUUCUGUCACUGCUGUAGAACAAGCCUUGCCUUUACCUUUGCAGCAAAGGCAAAGCCCCAAAGUGUGCAGAACAACAGCAAAACAACCAGCAGAAACCACUAUUAAAACAUCUGAAGGAAAGACUGAAAAAACAAAACAGGACACCUCUAUUGUGGUGCCAUCAACGAACAAAGAUUCAACAACAGUUUUAACAGCUAAGGUGGACGUGGAUGACCUGCCAUGCGUGUCAAGCAGGAGAAGGUCUCAAGAGAUCCCAGGAGACUCUACAGUCUCAGGGCCAGCCUCAGAUGUUGCUGUUUCUGCUGAUUUUCCAACCAAACUCUGUGAAUCCGAGACCACUGCUGUAGAGCAGACUAAGCUUGUACCAAUUAGGAGAAAGGCAAAGACAUCUGUUUCGUCUAUUAAAGUAGAUGCAGAACAGAAAGUAGAUGCAGAACAGCAAAAGAUGAAAAGUUCAGAACAUGGCUUGGAAACAGUGGCUCUUGAGCAAGCUAAGCCUUCACCCCCCUCAAGGAGGUCAAAAUCGACCAAAACGUCAGAGCCAAUCAAAACCAAAACUAUCAACAAAGAAGUAAUCACUGUUACAACUAAACAAGACCCUGCAAGUCAGAAGUCAUUGAUUAAUCCAGAGUCAGUCAUCAGGCCAUCAAUAACUGCUGCUGUAGAAGAAACAAAAAUAGAGAAAACUGGUAACAAAGAUGAUCUAGAAGUUUCUAGAGCUUCAGAGCUAAUAUCACCUGUGACUGGACCUGUUGAUGUGGAGACAGGACCAGAAAGUCUUAAGUCUCCUGUCACCCCAGAGUCAAACACAGAAUUGGCAGAAACUGGUGUUGUUUUGGAGGCACCCAUAGUGGUACCUGCCAGGAGGAUGGUAAAGGUUGAUGGAUCUCCUAUGAAACAGGGUGAUGUAAAACCUGCACAGUCAACAGAAGACUCUGAGUCCCCUCAGCCUUCUCCAAUUAGAGAAGAACAAGCUGCUCUGUCUGAUUCACAAAGUACAACCAUCCAUGAAAUGGUAAAGCCAUACUCAAUCAAGAAGGUAGUUGUAGUUCUGGAUAGUCCUGAUGUCCAGACAGUAGACGUUUGCCUAAAGGAAUUAAGCUCUGAGAGAGCUGACAUUGCUGGAUCGAUAGGGGUUGACAUCCCACUGGGACAGGCAUCUAAGGAAUCAGAGCCAUCUGUACUUCCUCAACGUCCUCAAAGUGAAAUAGUUGUGCCCCAGUCCUUAAUUCCUGAAGGACAACCGCAAGAUGUUCCAAAACCUGAGCCCAAAGACCAGACUACAUCCCAUCAGGAACUUGCAAGUGUAACUGCACCUGUGGCUGUGAAGACACAACAAUUUCAGGCAAAACCUGAAAUUCCAAUAAGGAAAAAGUCAUCAGCUACAUCUGCUGAUGUUCAGACCAAAUCUGUCACUAGUACUGGGGAGAAGGCCAAGCUUGUAUCACCAACCGGGAGAACAUUGGAGACAUCAAUUAAACCUGCUGAUACCGAACCAGAAUCCAGCAAGGAUAGUGAUCGUCUUCUGUCCUCAACGAGUUCAAAUCCUGAUAUAAAAAGCUUUGUAAUGAGAACCGACAAUAAAACCACUGACGUCUUCACUGUGGAACCCAAGGAGGUAUCGGAUCUCAUGAAUCUGGAAAGUUGUGUUAGCCGAGAGUCCGUCACAAUGGAAACCGUGACUGCUGUUGUGAAAGAAGCACAGCUUGUACCAACCAGAAGAAAGUCUCAGACUGCGCUUUCAUCUGUGCAACCUACUGAUGUGCAACAGCAACAACAGAAAGAAAGUGAGGGUCCUUUGUCCCCACAAAGUCCCAGAUCUGAAAUUAAAAGGCCUUUUGUGGAGGAAUAUCCCAAACUUGCAAAAACCUCAGAACUAGAAACCAUUUGUAUCGUUGAUGUCAAGCCUGAACAAACUCAAAGAGAGCCCAUCGGUUUGGACUCUUCCACAAAACUCCAGAAGUCUGUCCCAAUACUGCCUAAAAAUGCCGGAGUUCUGGAAGCUAAGCCUGGACCGACCAGAGAAGAGAAGCUGACAUCUGAGCCGGAAAAAGAGGAGGAGCCUGAAAUUCCGAAAUUAUCCAAACCUUUAGAUCCAAGUCCAACUACUGUUGUAAAAGAAACAAAAGCUAUUCUAACUGGCAGCAAGGGUCAAGAUGAUUCCACUGGUGCUGUUGACCAUAAUGCACCUGCAGAAGCCAAGAUAAAAUCUGGUACACAUUCUAGAUCCAACAAUGAGGAACCUUUAUAUCUUCUGUCUUCUCAAACCUUUGAGACAGCAGCUUCAGAGCCAGCUUCAGAUGUUGCUGUAUCUGCUGAUGUUCAAACAAAACACAUACAGGCUGAGUCUGAGGCCACUGCUGUCGAACAGACCAAUGUCGUACCAACUCAGAAAAAGUCAAAGACUUCAGCAUCAUCUAUGAAAGUUGAUCAUACAGAACUAGAGAAAACAGAAAGUUCUAAACCGGGCAUGGAAACAGUUGCUCUUGAGCAGGCUAAGAGAUAUUCAAAGGGUGUUCUCCCUGCCGAGACGUCAGUGGCAUCGAUGAAACUAACUGAUGCAGAGCUUGAACAGAACAUGGAAACAGAGAGCCCUCGGUCCCCACAAAGACCUCUACCUGAAACAAAAACUGCUACGCUGGAGUCAAAAAGUCCAACGGUUUCAAGGGUGUCAGGGUUACAGAAGGCUGGCAACAAAACCACUGAUGCCAAAACUCUACAAACUGAGUCCGUCAUAGACAAGGCCACUGAAGAACCACUGCCUGAGCUAACGAGAGAAAAGUCAGCAACUACAUCUGCUGAUGUUCAGACCAAAUCUGACAUUAGUACUGGGGAAAAGACCAAGCUUGUUACACAGACCAGGAGAACGUCAGACACAUCAAUGAAACCUGCUGAUGCGGCACCUGAAUCCAGCAAGGAUAGUGAAACAGCCAAUAAAACCACUGACGUCUUCACUGUUGAACCAAAGGAGGUAUCGGAUCUCAUGAAUCUGGAAAGUUGUGUUAGCCGAGAGUCCGUCACAAUGGAGACAAUGACUGCAGUUGUGGAAAAAGCACAGUUCGUGCCAACCAGAAGAAUGUCUCAGCCUGCGCUUUCAUCCGUGCAACUUACUGGUGUACAAGAGCAACAACAGAAAGAUAGUGAGGGUCCUUUGUCCCCACAAAGUCCCAGAUCUGACAUUAAAAGACCUUUUGUGGAGGAAUGUCCCAAACUUGCCAAAACUUCAGAACCAGGAACCAUUUGCUUCGGUGAUGUCAAGCCUGAACCAACUCAAAAAGAGCCAAGCAGUUUGGAAUCUUCCAUACAACUCCAUAAAUCCCUCCCAAGAGAGCCUGAAACUGCUGGAGUUCUGGAAGCUAAACCUUUAAAAGAGACACAAUCUUUGCUUACUGAGAGCAAGGGUCCAGGUGAUUCCAAAGCUGCUGCUGAUCAUGUUAAACGCUCAGAAGCUAAGGUAGAAUCUAAAGAUGAAAUGAAUUUUGUCCCAGCUAGUAUCAAGUCAACUCUGGAACUUUCCUCUAUUUUGCUGCCAAUUGAUGCUCAACAAGUACCAACAGAAACUCAAAUUGUCAUAAUGGGACACACCUUACAUGGAUCAACCAAAACCAAGAGCCCAGAACUUGUCACAACUUCUGAAACACUUUCUUCUUCUGGGAAAACCUUUGGACACCUUAAGCCUGGGGAAAUGAUGGACCUUGAAAGACCAGCUGAAAUCUCUAUGAAUCUUGAAGAGACAAACAAGGGCAAGGGGUCAACAGAGCAGUCAGUCUCUUAUUCUGAGGCUCAUGAUCGUCCUGGCACUCCAAAUGUCCAACAAAGUGUAGGGAGCACAAAGGAAGGUGAAACUAUUGUAGAGGUGGAGAUCAGUCCAAUGUCUGAACAGAGUCGUGUACAGAGUAGCAUAGAAAUACAAGUUGUUGAUCCAGUGGCUUCACCUUUUGACCAACAAGACCCGGGGAGUGUGGUGUCAUUGAUCAUUACAGAUUCAGUCACGGGUCCAUCCAUUACUGCUGUUGUGGAAGAAACCCAGGUUGUGCCAACUGGUUCUAGACAGAGUCUAGAAGUUUCUAAGACGUCUGAGUCAUCAAAAUAUGUUACUGGACCUCCUGAUGUGAAGACCUCCAAACCUGACCAGAUGAAGACCCAUCAGUCCCAGAGCACAGAAAAUAAGCCGGGAUCACGAGCAGUACCACUGGGGUCCACACCUCAUGGUGUGAGAGCUUCAGAUGAGGGUUUGAGAUCUGAGGAGAAAGCCCUGGUGGAGGUCCUUCCUACCGGGGAAACCCAGGGUACCCUUUCAGCUGGUCUGGUCUACACCAGUGGCCCGGAUCUGGAGGGACCCGAAGACCAGCCCAUGGAGGAUGUGCUCUCAGAGGUCCACCAGCUUCUCGGGACUGGACCUGAUUGUCUCAUCCUGAAGGGAGAGCUUGAGGAGGACCCGGCAUCGGUUCUGGAUACGUCCAUCAGGGACCUGGAGGUUCGUCUCAACAGGCUGGAGACCAGAGUUCUGGCCUGCAGGAACCGACCGACAGACCUCAGCCCAGAAGCUAUGGCCCUGCAAUUGGAAGAGGCCCAGGAGUGCCUCAGAGCGUCCCAGACCCAGGUCUCGCUGCUGACCCGGCCCAGCCCGGAGCUGGAGGGGGGGGCUGCUGGGCCGGGUCAGCAGGAGGAGCUGGAGCACCUUGAGGGUCAGUGGAGUGCUGCGGUCGGGGACUCCUCCACCCUGGUCCGGAGCAAGGAGGCUCGUCUCCGGCUGGUGAGCCUCUACACCGGGCAGACGGAGGUCGCGAGGGCCACCCUGGAGGGCCUGGAGACAGAGCUGGAGGCUGGAGGCCGAGUUCCAGAGGAGACCAGCUCCAAUGAGGAGGAGCGUCUGCACUCCUUCCUACGACAUAUGGAGGAGAACAGGACGGUUCUUGGAGAACUGGUCCUCACCCACUCUGAGCUCGUGCCCCACCUGAGCCCCUCUAACCAAGGAACCGUGCAGAGACAGCUGAGGGCACUACAAGACCGGUGGAGAAGCCUGGAGAACGCUGCAGAGAGGAGCCUUCAUGCCUUGAAGGCCGUCUCGUGCGACUCAAGCACCUUUCUCUAUGAGAUGUCCAGUAUUGAGGAACAACUGGAGGACGUCAGCAUGUGCCUCGAGGCUCCAGCCACCCCGGAGUGGGACCCCACGAGGGCCCAGGAGCUCAUGGUGGCCAGCGCUGUGCUGGCUGCCACCCAGCAGAGGUACCUCCUCCUCCUGCAAGCGUCAGAUGCGCUAGACCAGAGCUCCCGGCAGGGGGAGAACCAAUCAACGAAGACGGAGCAACGGCUCCAAAAGACCAAACUACAGUUGGAGCAGACAGCGGAGCGCCUGGCUUUCCAGACCCCCAGCAGCACUAACCCCACCUUGGAGAAGAUUGUGAGGGUGAUCCGAGAUGCCUUCAUUUGGGCGAAGCAGACGGAGUUUCACAUCAAGACGAAGAGGGGGAAGAUCGCUCUCCUCCCUGAGGACGUCCACCGGCAGAUCAGAGACCUGAAGAAGUUGCAGUCAGAGGUGAUGGUGAAGCAGGGCCAGUUGGAGGUACUGCUGGAGGAGGUGACGGAGCUCUUUCCCCAGAUGGACCAGGAAAAGGAGGUGCCCAUGGUACGCUCUUCCCUGGAAGACCUCAAUCUACUCUCGAUGUCCACCACCGAGGAUCUGACAACAGCUGUGAGGGAGAUCGAGUCCGGCCUGCAAAACCGAGAGAAGAUGUCCGAGCAGAUUGCCGACGUGGAGGCCUGGGUGGUGUGGUACUUCCUCCAGAAGGCGUCCAGAAGAGGAGAGGAGGACGUUUCUGUGUCUGGUUUUGACCGCCAAUCUCGUCAGAUCUGGGAGACCCUGGCCGAUGCUGAGAAGCAAAGUGCGGUUUGUGAGGCUCUUCUCAUGAAGAGCAAAGACAUCUUCUCUGAGCUGAGCGUCACAGAGAACAGUUUCCUGCAUGCAAAGCUGACCGACCUCAAGGAGGACAUCACCAACAUCACCAGCUACGCAUUGACCAAGAAACAAGACCUGGAGUCACGUGUACAGACUCAAGAAGCAUCCAAGCAGAAGGUGGCAGCCUUGGAGAAAAAUCUGAGGCAAAUGCUGGUUGACCUCAACAGACACCGCUUCCCUGUCACCAGAGAGUCCCUGCGCACCAUGGAAGCCUUAAAACACAUGAUAGUCGAGCACAAGAGCCAGGUGGACCAGCUCCAUGCCAGCAUCCCACUGGGUAAGAGGAGGGAACUCUUAUCCGUUAACUGGGAGCUUUACGGCAAGAUGUCCAAGCUGGACCAGAAGGCCAGGGAUCAUGAGUGCUACCUCAACCUGAGGCAGAGCAUGGAAGACAUCCAGGACAACAUGGAGCAGGAGAUCUUCCAGACCAAGGAGGAGAACCGAGGAGUGGGAGAGAGGUACAGGAUGUGCAACUCCCUCCUUGCCCGGUUCCCUCUGGUGAAGGCCAUGAGCGAAGACGCUGGCGGGAAGCUCCAGAGUAUCUCCUCAGACCUGUACCCCUCCCAGCUGACGGUGGAGCGCCAGAGACUGGAGCAGGUCGUGGAGAAAAUGGACGACUGGGAGGUGGUGGUGCGCAACAACCUCAUUAUCGUGCAGUGGAACGUCCUCAAAGACCUGGACCUCCAGACAGAGUGGAGGUCCACGCAUGGCCUGUUGGACGCCACCCUGAGGCAGCUGCGGUCCCCGGUUGUGUCGGAGCCAAAGGAGGCAGAGAUGGUGAAGGAGCAGCGCAGGAUGUUGUCUAUGAACAAGAUCUUGGAGUACAAAGUGAAAGAGUAUGAGAUCUUGGAGCAGAGGAAAGGCAACGGCCAGGAAAGUAGAUCUCGGGAUCUUGUGACCUUGAAGAAUACGGUGCUGCAAGAAUGCGACUCCCGAAUGAAAAACAUCACAAGUGCGAAGGAGAACCUGAGGAGCUACACCCAGGGAGUCCAAACUGCCGUCCACUUCCUGCUGGAGGCAGAGGCCUCCCUCCUGCCGGUCCACGACCCAGCGGGGGACUGCUCCUCCGGGCUACAGGAGCUCCAGCAAACCCAGGUAUCCCUAGAGCAGCGGUACCAGGACCACGUGGACCAGAUCCAGGCUCUGGUGCCCAGUCACCCCCACCUCAACUCCCAGAAGGUGGAGCAGCUCCACCGGGAGGUUCUGAGUGGUCUCUUGGUGAGGAUGACCACCUUCAGGGCCCAGGCUCUCAUCCGGACCCAGGAACUCACCAGGUGUGCUGAGCAGAGCAGGAGGCACCUGUGCAGCAUGGAGGAGAUCAGCGAAUGUGUGAACACCCAGGAGGAUAUUCUCUCCCGCUGUCUCUCCUCCAAGGUCUCCUCCCUCUCUGACUGCAGCCAGCAGCAGAGUCAGCUCAAGUCUCUUUCAGAGGAUGUGGGCGCAACCCUGGGUCGCCUGGAGGCCCUGGAGGAUACCUGCCCCGAGCAGGGUUGCCGUGGAGACAGGGAGGCGGCGGUGGCUGCCCUCUGGUGGCAGCUGAGCACACUGCAGCAGGAUGCCCUGGACCUCAGCACCCAGGCUGGCCGGAGAGCCGCUGAGUGGAGCGAGAUCUCCAAGAGUCUGGAGCAAAGCUCCUCCCUGUUGGACGAGGUGGAGGCGGAGGCACCGGGAGGUGCUCCGGGGAGCUCCUCCAGCGAGGAGCUCCAGGACCAGGUUCAGCUGUGGGACCAGUACCAGGAGCGUCUGGACUGGGAGCACCGGGCCCUCUCGGCCCUGGAGCUCCGCAUCGCCCGGCUGCUGGGGGUCCCCGCCCACCUGGAGCAGGCCCCGCCCACCCCGCUGUGCCAGCAGGUGCAGGCCAUGCAGGGGCGGUACCACAGUCUGGAGGAGAGGAGCUGUGCGGGCCGGGAGCUUUUCUCCUCGGAGCUGGAGGAGCGAGAGAAGGUUCUGGAGGACCUGCAGGGCGCCCGACUGUGGCUGGAGGCAGCGGACCUUACCCUGAAUGGGCCGCACCCGGACCAGCAGGAGAUUUCUAGACAGCUGCUUACCCAGAAGGCUUUGCUGAAGAGCCUCAUGGACAGCCUAAAGACAAAGUACUCUGACACACUUCCUCUGGAGCUGGAGACCCAACUACAGGAAGUGAACCAUUCCAUACAGGAAGUGGAAGUGAAGGUGGGCGAGGCGGUGGAGCGCAGUGGCCCGCUGCACCGGCUGGGCUCCAAGCUGGCGGAGAUCCGGGCCGGCCUGGGCUCGGUCGGGGAGCGGCUGGAGCAGAGGAGCCCCAGCGUGGCGGAGGCCGAGCGCACCCAGAAGCGUGUGUGGGAUGAGCUAGACGUGUGGCACUCCUGCCUGGCCGCCCUGGAGGUGGAGCUGCAGUACCUGGAGGUGCCAGAGGAGGCGCUGGUGCUCCAGGAGAGGCUCAGCUCCGUCCAGGAGGUCCACUCACAGCUGGCCAAGCAGGCUGAGCAGCGCACCGGCUUCCUGUCCAAGAUCCCAGCGUGGCUCCAGCAGCACCAGGAGAUGAUCCAGAGCUCCCGGGUCUGGCUGCUGGAGGCCCAGACCUGGCUGACCUCGCCCUGCUCCUACACCUCCGCCAAGUGCCUGUUCAGCCACGUGCACGCCCUCAAGAUGGUCCUGGAGGACUCCCAGCACAUCCGCUCCAGCCUGCAGGGCCUGGGCGGCGUGUUGGAGGGCAUGGCGGGGGUCUGUGACGUCACGGCGCUGCGGCAGCAGCUGGACCAGGCCGACGCCCACGUGGCCGCCGCCCAGGACAGCUUCACGGCGCCGCUCGCACAGCUGGAGCACACCGCCGCCGAGGUGGAGGCGAUAGAGACGGAGGUGAGGAGCAUGGAGAGGAACGUCUCUGAGAUCAGAGCGCUGCUGUCCUCUCCAGAGACCCUCCCCAGCCCCCGAGAGGACAGCCUCAAGGUGAUCGAGGAGAAGGUCCAGUGCAUGCGGACGACGGUGGUGGAGAUCCAGCGCUGCAGGCCCGACCUGGGGCUGCCCGAGCCCCUGGAGGCCACCCUGGCGGUGUUCGGCGUGGUGGACCAGCUGCAGACGCUGCUCAUGGAGCUGGAGAAGAGGAUUCCUGCUCUCUUCCUCCAGCAGCCCCCCACCCCGACCCCGUCCAAAGCCGGGGACCCCCGACCCGGCCCAGCGGCGCCCCAGAAGGACACUCCGGACCCCCGACUCAGCUUCGUGGCCCCCCAGCCGGACAUCCCGGACCCCCGACCCAGCACGACGGCCCCUCAGCCGGACACCCAGGACCCCCUACCCGGCUUCGUGGCCCCCCAGAGGGACACCCAGGACCCCCUACCGAGCACUGAGGCCCCCCAGCGGGACAGCAGCGACCCGGGUGUGAUCCGCAUCGCCCACCUGGAGCAGGACGUGCUGACGUGGUCGGGGGCGACCCUGCAGAGCGUGCAGCAGGCGUCACCUGACCAGAGGCUGGUCACGGGACACGCCCCCUCGCAGGUUGCCACGGAUACCGGGACAGUGGAGGGUGGGACGGCCCCAGCACCUGCAGGACAGCAGCUGGCCACCGCUGGCUCGACCGACUCCGCACCUGGAGAGAGAGAGGGUCCGGGGGCCCAGUCCGAGGGGCCCAGCGGGUCGGGCACCCCCCCACGGCCGCUGGGCACGGUGCGGACCCAGAGCCAGCCCCGGAGCAUGGAGCGCUUGUUGGGACACGGGGGGCCCGAGAGACUGGAGACACACACACCUGACACACACACAACACAGACGCCACACACAACAACACACACACCUGUCGGACACACACCACACACACCUGACAGACACACAACACACACAGCACUCCCACCUGGCACAGAAACAAUUGAUACACACAUACCUGACACACACUCUCAAGACAGGGGCACACGCACAGAGGAGGCGGCAACGGCACCCGCUCCGGUCGCCUCCCAAGACCCCCCCCAGAAGGACAAGGGUGGCCUGCAUGCUGCCCUGGGCCCUGGGGCAGGGUCCGGGCCAGGCCCCAGCAGCCCGGCGUGGAUCCAUGCGGUGGGAGAGAGGACCAGACAGCUGGAGGACUGGCUCCACGGAGCCCAGCGCAGCCUUGGACCCCUGCACAGCGUCGCUGCGGAAACCCACACAGGCACCUCAAUCGCCAUGGAGACUAACGUGAAGCAGCAGCUGCUCACCUGUCAGGAGAUGUUGCAGGAGAUAGAACAAAAGGUGACCAGUAUGUCGGAUUCUAGCUCGGGAACCAAGAACCUGAACCUGAAACAGGACCAGGGAGUCCAGGGGGGUCUGGUCUCUGCAGGUUCUGACCAGGAGUCAGCUGAGCUUCUGGCCUCAAAACUGGAGCUUCUCAAGACCAACCUUGUUUCCUUCCAGCACCUCCUGGAGGAACGCCAUGGGGAGGAGAGGAUGACCCCUGCUCUCCAAGACCCGGGAGGGCGUGGGAUGGCCAGGUUGCAGCGCAGCGCCAGCGUUCAGGAGAUGUUCUCCUCUCCGAAGAACCAGCUGCUGCGUCAGAGCAGCGUUCAGCAGCAGAAGGAGAUGGAACUGGAGCUGAGUGAGCAGAGGGGACUGACCCGAGCCAUCGCUAGGCAACACAGCAGAGGACGCCUCCACGGCCAGGACCCAGAGGAACCAAGCUUGCCGUCGCCACGGAGAACCUCCGUCCAGUCUGCCGUAGUCGGGAUGGAGGAGGAGGAGGAGGAGCUGGGGUGGAGGAGCUGGGACCUCCUCCAGACUCAACUCCUGGCACUGGAGGAGGAGGUGUUCCGACGACCUGAGGAGGGGGCAGACUCCUCCCUCAGGGUGGGGGCGGGAGGCGGUGUGAGGGCCCCCCAGCUGCUAAAGGACCUCCAGGACCUCUCAGCCCGCCUGCGAGCCCUGGGCGCCUCCGCUGCUGUGAGACAGGGAGAUCCUGCAGGCGGCGCCAACCAGCAGCUGGUGGAGGGUGCGUGUGAUGCGCUGUACGGGGCGUCCCUGUCGCUGUCCAGCGUCAACACCCUGCUGAGGUCACCGCCGGUGAUGACACGUACAGAGGGGGCGGAGCUACAGCUGGGACAGCUACAGAACCUGUCAGCUGAGCUGGGCUCUCUGAGCAGGGAGCUGACCUCUCUGGGGUCCAAGCUCACGGGGGUCCUGGGCUCAGCGUCCGGGCAGCGGUGCCUGGACCUCCUGAUCAGGGUCCUGCCCGCGGUCCAGACCGGACUGAGAGACCGACGGAACCAUCUAGAACUCCUCCAGCAGAAGAGCUCACAGCUUCAGAGGAGACUGAAAGAGUUGCAGGCAGAACUUGAUUCUAACUGGUCUGCCGUGCACCAAUUAACCACCGAUCCUAUCGAGGGACAGGAGCUAACCCGACGCCUCCAGGAUCAAGCCUGUGAGGUUGACGUUCUCCUGGAGGAAGUGAAGUCAUCGUCGCUUCCUGUCUGCCUGUCCCAGCAGGCCACUGCGCUCCAGGGUGCGCUUGAUGUGGCCCAGGCAGGGGUGAGCUCCAGAAGGGAGGAGCUACAGGUGGGAGCCGAUCUCCAGCGGCACUACGAGAGACUGGUGCUGGGUCUGGAGGAGCUGGUGACACUGGGGUCCCAACGCCUCUCUCUGCUGCCAGGCGCGGAGCUCCACACCAGGGACAGGCUGGAGGGCCUGCUGAGCUCCCAUACGAAGUUCUUCCAAUCCCUGGACGGACACGUGGGAAGCCUGCAGUACCUGUCUGGGCGGGUCCAGGACGGCGCCCCCGGCAGGCGGGCUGAGGAAGUGCAGGCGCUGCAGGAUAAAGUCUCUCAGCUGAGGCUACAAGCCCUGGAGCACGGCUGCAAGAUGGAGGACACCUUACAGAUAUGGGCCCUGUGGGAGCAGGACAGCUCCUGGCUGGACGGCCUCUUAUCAGACACAGAGACUUCAGCUCCCAAGAUGCACCUGGCUCAGGACUCUGAGGAAGAGCUGUCUAACAGAAUACAUUUGUACCAGAAACUGAGUGGAGCGCUGGAGGACAGCAGGCCGAGGCUGGGGCAGCUGUCGGAGGCGGGGCUUUGGCUGCAGGGGGCGGGCUGUAGGGAGGUGGGCGUGGCCACCAAGAAGCAAGAGGCUCGCUGGAACCGCCUUCAUAAGAGGCUGGACCACGACAGGAAGCUCACCGAACGCAACAGGAAGCUACUCAACAGGUUCACCCUCCAAUCGGCUUCGCUGAUUGAAUGGAUGGGCGGGGCCAGGGAGCUGAUUGACAGGUGGAGACACUCCGUUGACCCUACCAAUCAGGAUCAGCCAAGUCUUCGGCAGAGCUGGGAUGACAUCAUGCUUCAGUUCAUGGAGUUCUCCAAGGAGCUGGCGGCCCGGUCUGAGCUGAGGGCGUCAGUGGUGAGUGCCGGGACCCUGUUGUCAACCGCCCACCAGGGAGAGAGCGAGUGGGCGCGAGACCCAGAGGGAGACCAGGAGGGGGAUGAGCUGCCCCCUGCAGCCCAGCCUGCUGGUCUCGAUCCUGGGUACGUCUCCAGCCGGCUGAGGCAGGUAGAUCUGGUCUGGAACCACCUGCAGACAGAGGUUCAUGAGAUCCAACACAAACUACAUCAGCGGUGGUUGGAUUGUCGCGGCCACCAGGGGGCGAUGGGGGAACUAAAGCUGUGGAUCAGCAGGACUGAAGCCCAGCUGGAGAACCAAGGAGAUGACCUCAACCAGUGCCUGCGUUUCUACAAGGAGCGCCAGAGGGAGAUGUGUUUCCACCAGGCUACUCUUGACUUCACCCACCAGCCGGUGGUCCAGGGCUGCAGUACUCUGGAAGGCCAGGGGGGGCGCUGUGGGGACGGAGAGCUGGCAGAGCAGCAGGGACUUCUCCACCACCGCUGGCUCAGUCUGCAGUGGAACCUCCACCAGCAGAUCCAGGACGUGACUGAGGGGUUGAGAUCCAAAUCCCAGCGACAGGAGAGACUGAACCAGAUCACCUCCUGGAUCAACGACCAGAAGAGCUGGCUAGACUCCGCCCUCUCUCCCAACAGCCAAUCAGAAGUGGAGAAAAGCCUUCGCACUUGUGAGGAGCUGGAGGAGAAGGUCCAGCAGAGGACCUCCGACCUCCAGGCCCUGAGCGCCGGAGCCCAGGGCCAGCGGUGCCCCCCCGCGGUGGGGCGGGCCGUGGAGUGCUGCUCCGCCCUCUCCCAGCAGAGGGGGUUGGUGGUCCGGAGUCUGACCAAGGUCCGGCUCCUGUGGGCCCACCUGGAGUCCACCCUCGGACUGGUCACCGCGGAGACCACCAGGACGGCCCAGACGCUGCGUUACCACGGCGACGUGCAGCCGUGCCUCGGAGCCCAGCGUGACGUCCAACAGGCCCUUCAGCGUGUGAGAGAUGAGGCAGAGGCAGCAUCCCAACGGUGGGACGUCCUGGAUGGCGACGUCUCCGCCCUGCAGGGACAGCUCCGUCCUGCUGCUGGAGACCUGCUCCGCCAACGAAGAGACGCCCAGAGAGACAGGUGGGCUCAGGUGUGUCGUAACGUUGACCGGCGCCUCUGUAGAGGCGGGGCCUUGCUGGAGAAGUGGGAGGAGUAUACUGGCCUGGCCACGCCCCUUCUUCUGAGGCUCGAAACCCUGCAGGGGGAGACGGCCGCCCUGAUGACCCCCACAGACCCCACCCGGGACCCCAACCAGGACCAGACCCAGGACCAGACCCAGGACCCCCCCACGGACCCCACCCAGGGCCGGGCCAGGGCUCUGAUCCAGAGGGCGGAGUCCCUCCAGCAGCGUGUGGCCGUGUUGCAGACAGACCUGGAGGAGGGGCUUAGGGCCUCCAAGAACCUGAUUGGUGACCUGGAUCCCAUGACCACUGACCUCGUCCAAUCAGAGUGCCGGCUGCUGGCCCGCGGUGUGCUGCAGCUCAGCCAAUCGCUGGUCAGGAAGCUGACUCAACUGCAGGAGGACCUGGAUCAGCUACAGGACUUUGACAGGAUGUUGGGGUCUCUCGAGGAACAUCUGGACCAAUGGCAGAAGGUUCUGGGUGGAGCCCAGACCCAAGACACGCCCCCCUCCCAGUGUGAUCUGCUGGAGCCCAGCGGGUGGUCAGCUGACCUGGACGUCCUGAAUGAGCAGAGCCACUUCCUGCCACUGGGGGGCGCUGCCACGCACCGCCUGCAGAGACUAAACCACGCCUGGGCUGAGACCAGCGCCAGGGCCCUGGAGACCUGCAGCGUGCUGCAGGCGGCGGCCCUCCAGCAGCAGUGCUUCGGGGGGCAGUGUGAGCUGUGGGCCUCCUUCCUCCAGAGGAUGGAGGACAGCCUGGCGGUGGAGCUGCCCGGCUGCUACAGCGGGCUGAGGGAGCAGCUCAGGACCCACCAGAGGUUCCAGGUGGAGGUCUCCAUCGGGCACCAGACCCUCCACUCGGUGGUGUCUGAAGCUCUGCUGCUGCUGCAAAGGGAAGAGGUGGAUGACAGGAGUGACUUCCUGCUGCAGCUGUCCCAGCUGCGGGCGCAGUGGGCGGGGGCGGUGGGCCGGGCGUCCCAGCGCUGCUCCCUGGUGGAGGGGCUGGUGAGGCACCGCCACGCCUACACCCGCGGCCUCCGCAAGAUCCAGCACUUCCUGUCUGAGAGCCAGGCCCUCCUGCCCCCAGCGGGGCCUCCCAGGGGCAGCCUGCUGCUGCUGCACCGGUCCUGGAGGGCCCUGCAGCGAGUGGCUCUGCUGUCCCAGCGCUACCAGAGCAGCUACCUCCAGACGCUGGAGGUGGGCCGCCAGCUCUUCUCCAUGGGGGACGAGGACACCCAGGCCGGGCUGCAGGCCGAGCUGGGGCCCCUGCAGGAGGGCUGGGACCGGCUCCACCAGCAGCUGGCCAAGAGGACCGCCCUGACCCGGUCCAUCAUCCAGAGCUGGGAGCUGUACGAGACCUGUCUAGCCGACAGCACGCUGGCCCUGAAGGACGUGAAGACCAGACUGAACCAGUCGAUGUCAGAGUGGCCCAGCGAGCGGCCGGGCGAAGAGCAGUUCUACGAGGAGUCUCAGAGCAUGCUGGGAGACUGGGCCGAGAGCCUGUCUGAGCUGAGCAUGAUGAAGACGGACCUCUCUCAGUACAUCAUGGCCGACAACGUUCUGCUGCUACAGGAGCAGGUCGCCCAGCUCAACAGCCAAUGGGAGGACCUCUGUCUACAGGUGUCGCAGCGGAGGCAGGAGAUCGCCGACCGCCUAAAUGCGUGGGUGAUCUUCAACGAGAAGAACAAGGAGCUCUGUGAUUGGCUGAGCCAGAUGGAGAACCGGGUGCUGGACGACUCUGACAUCAGCAUCGAGGACAUGGUGGAGAAACUCAAGAAGGACUGCAUGGAGGAGAUCAACCUGUUUGGCGAGAACAAGGGCCACCUCAAGCAGCUGGGGGAGCAGCUCAUCUCGGCCAGCAGCCAGAGCCGGGAGACGGAGGUCCACCACAAGAUCCAAGACGUCACGGACCGCUGGCAGCACCUGUUCGACCACAUCGAGACCAGGGUCAGGAAGCUGAAGGAGACCCUAGGAACCAUCCAGCGGCUGGACAAGAACAUGAGCGGCCUGCGGACCUGGCUGGCCCGCGUGGAGGCGGAGCUAACCCGGCCCGUCGUCUACGACCACUGCCACGGCGACGAGAUCCAGAAAAAACUGUCAGAGCAGCAGGAGCUGCAGCGGGACAUCGAGCAGCACUCGGCGGGCGUGUCGUCGGUGCUGGCGCUGUGCGAGGUGCUGCUGCGCGACGGGGACGCGGGCGUGGCCGGGGGCGUGGCCGGGGGCGGGGCUGGGGGCGGGGGCGGGGCCCACCUGGAGAACGACUCCAUCCAGCAGACCAGCUGCAGCCUGGACCGCCGCUGGAGGAACAUCUGCGCCAUGAGCCUGGAGCGCCGCAUGAGGAUCGAGGAGACCUGGCGGCUCUGGUCCAAGUUCCUGGACGACCACGCCCGCUUCGAGGACUGGCUGCGGUCGGCGGAGGUCACGGCGGCCAGCCCCCAGUCCGCCGACGUGCUCUACACCACCGCCAAGGAGGAGCUGAAGAAGUUUGAGGCCUUCCAGAGGCAGGUCCACGAGAGGCUGACCCAGCUGGAGCUGGUCAACAAGCAGUACCGCCGGCUGGCCCGGGAGAACCGCACGGACGCCUCCGGCCGUCUGAAGGCGCUGGUCACGGAGGGGAACCGGCGCUGGGACGUCCUGCAGCGAAGGGUGGCGGCCGUGCUGCGCCGACUCAAGUACUUCACGUCCCAGCGGGAGGACUUCGAGGGCACCCGGGAGGGGCUCCUGGUGUGGCUGACGGAGAUGGACCUCCAGCUCACCAACGUGGAGCACUUCUCCCAGAGCGACGUGGAGGACAAGAUGAGGCAGCUCCACGUGUUCCAGAAGGAGAUCACCCUGAACACGGACCGCAUCGACGGGCUCAUCGUGUUCGGCGAGCAGCUGAUCCAGAAGAGCGCGCCUCUGGACGCGGUGCUGCUGGAGGACGAGCUGCAGGAGCUGCACUCCUACUGCCAGGAGGUGUUCGGCCGCGUGGCGCGCUUCCACCAGCGGCUCCUCAACCGGAGACCGUCCCCCCAGGUCCUGGAGGAGGAGCGGGACCUGGACGACCUGGAGGACCUGGAAGACCUGGAGGACUCCGUAGACCUGGGGUUGAGGUCCCCCUGGGGGGCCGGGGAGAGGGCAGGGCCCGGGGCCCCGGUGCUCCUCCUCGGGGGGGGCCAGGCAACGUGCCACCUCCUGGUGCCGCCCCUGGAGCGGUCCGGCCGCGGGACCCCCGCCAGCCUGGACUCCAUCCCCCUGGAGUGGGACCACACGGUGGACGUGGGGGGGUCUUCGUCCCACGAGGACGAGGAGGAGGCCACCUACUUCAGCGCCCUGUCGGAUGGAAGGGUCACCAAGAGGUCAGAGUCCGUUCUCAUGGCGAAGGCCCGGGCCAUGGUGGCUGCCUUUGUGAAGUCUGGUUCUGAAGCUCCCAGCUGGCACCAGCCCUCCAGCCCAGACAUGAAGCCCAGAGAGGGCCUCCGAGGUCGGACUGCCUCCCCCCCACACACCCCUGCCUCCCCCUCACCACAGCAAGGCUACGCCAAGCUGAUGUCGGAGUGCAGCGGCAACAUCGACAGCGUGAAGCGGGUCAAACUGGUGCUGAACGACGAGGAGGAGCUGGAGGAGGCCGGACUCACCUGCAGCACGGCUGAAAAACACACCUGCACAGGUGUGAUCGAACGCUGGGAGCUGUUCCAGGCUCAGACCAUCUGCAAUGAGCUGGACGUCCACCAAGACCUGGAGCAGUGGAAGAAGCUCAACUCUGACCUCAGUGAUGUCACUUCUUGGCUGGGCAGAAUGGGGCCAGAGCUGGAGGAGCUCCAGAGGCUUGCUCCAGCCACCAGCCUCCAGGAUAUAGAACGCAACAUCUGGAAGCUCAAGGACAUGCAGAGGACGUUAAACCGCCACAAGGGCGCGGUGAUCUCCAUCAACCUGGGCAGCCGCCACUUCCAGCGGGGGGACAGCCCCGAGGUCCGCAGGCUCCAGGAGGACCUCCAGGAGGCCAACCAGCGCUGGGCCGGGGCCUGCGCCGGCCUCCAGGCCUGGGAGACCGGCCUGCAGGGGGCGCUCAUGGAGUGCCAGGAGUUCCACGAGACUCUCCACUCCCUGCUGUUGGGGCUGGCCCGGGUGGAGGGCCGCCUCCAGGCCUGCAGCGCCCUGGACGCCCGCGCCCCCCGCCCCGCCCUGCUGGCCCAGAGGCAGCUGCUCACGGUGGUGCAGGAGGAGCUGCGGGGCCAGCAGCAGCAGGUCUCCUCCCUCCAGGAGAUCUCCUCCCAGCUGCUCCUGGAGGUGACGGAGGAGGACGGCCUGGAGGCCAAGGAGAAGGUCCACGUCAUCGCCAACAAGCUCCGCCUCCUGCUGAGGAGGGUGGGCGGGGAGCUGGGCGCCCUGCGGGGGAGGCUGGUGGGUCACGUGAUCACUGCCCGCCAUGAAACCAGUCAAACCAGCUUAGAGACGGACGGCCCGGACCUUGGCCCACCAGCCCCACCUCCGGAGCUCCAACAGGAGGACGUCGGCAUGGCAACGGGAGCCCCCCCACCUGCCCCCGUAAGACCCCAGGCCGGGCGGCAAGACGCUUCCCCGCCGCGCUCCUUCUUCCAUAGGGUUCUCCGGGCGGCCCUCCCCCUCCACCUCCUCCUCCUGCUGCUGAUGGUGCUGGUGUGUCUGGUGCCCCUGGCCGAGGAGCCCUACAGCUGCACCCUGGCCAACAACUUCGCCCGCUCCUUCUACCCCAUGCUGCGCUACACCAACGGACCCCCGCCCACGUGAUCCUCCGCCCGCCAGGCCGCUCGGGACGUCAGGGGGUGGUGGAGGUGUCCCUGACUUUGGGUGGAGGUGGUGGUUCUCAGGAGAUCUGGGGCCGGAGGAGACCCCCACUUUGGGUGGAGGUUCCGGGUGGUGCUCGGUUUGAAGCACCCGGUUCCCGUAUGCUCAGAUCUUUUUAAAUGGACUCCUUGGAGGGGGGUCCCGAGGUGAGUUGGAGCAGGGUUGGGACCCCCCUCACCUUUAAGGACUUUGAGACAAGAGCCCGCUUGUGCAUCUGGUCGACGUGUGUUUUUGCUUUCUUUCAAUAUGUAUUUAUUUAACGUUUCGCUCAGUGGAGCUUUUCUUUGGCCUAGAUCUUGUGGUUUGGUUUUAAACGUAAUUUUUGUGUCGACACCUCGGCCAGGUCCAAGUCCUUCCCGUUCCCCCUCGCGCUUCCAGUGCCCAGAACAUUGAAGAGCUUUAUUUUCGUGCCUAUUUUCCUUGGGCUAGCCUCGUCUCCUUGUGUGGUUCGGACGGACGAAGCCCAGCUGGGAAGUCCAGGGCUGGGUUGCUACACGCCAGAUGGUUCCCAAUCAUGGCCGCUGCCGUUCCGACGUAUUGCAACAUGUCAGGGUUUGGACCGAAGGCUAGCUCAACGGAUCAGCCAGUGCUUGUCAGCAGAACUGUUGUCAUUCAGACAACACGUCCCUGACUCUUUACCUCUGCUCAUCACUGUUUAUAUGUUGUGGGGAUUAAGAAAGUACACAGAUUUGUUAGUUUGUUAUUAACCACCCCUGUCAGGCCCUCAAUACAGGCCGUGAAUCACAAGGCGUUUGUUUUAUGCUCCUUGAUGCGCCAGGAGGGUGGGCCUCCUCUCUUAGGUACAGUAAAACCAUCACUCCUUUUGCCAAGCUCGGGGAAAUGACGUAAUCGAAAAAAAUGCCGAAAUAACGCCAAAUCAUAUGUCAUUGUCAGAAUACGAAAUUGCCGUUAGAAUUCCACCCACCUGGCACACCGGCUGUGUUAAAACAAACGCUGCCUUGAGUGUUUGUGUGUGUGUGUUGCUGCCAGUCAGCGUAUGUAUCGUGUGGAACUGAAAUGCUGCCCCCAGUGUCGCUCCACUGCCGCGUGGUUCCCCCUCCGGAUGUUUGGCUCCUACUUUACCAACACUUAUCUGGUAGAAUGUCCAGAUGUUUGGCUCCUAGUAUACCGACACUUAUCUGGUAGAACAUCCAGAUGUUUGGCUCCUAGACUAACCAACACUAAUCUGGUAGAACGUCCAGAUGUUUGGCUCCUAGACUAACCAACACUAAUCUGGUAGAACGUCCAGAUGUUUGGCUCCUAGUAUACCGACACUUAUCUGGUAGAACGUCCAGAUGUUUGGCUCCUAGACUAACCAACACUAAUCUGGUAGAACGUCCAGAUGUUUGGCUCCUAGUAUACCGACACUUAUCUGGUAGAACAUCCAGAUGUUUGGCUCCUAGACUAACCAACACUAAUCUGGUAGAAUGUCCAGAUGUUUGGCUCCUAGUAUACCGACACUUAUCUGGUAGAACAUCCAGAUGUUUGGCUCCUGGACUAACCAACACUAAUCUGGUAGAACGUCCAGAUGUUUGGCUCCUAGACUAACCAACACUAAUCUGGUAGAACGUCCAGAUGUUCUGCUCCUCUAGAGGUAACCUGGGUUAGUCCGUGCUCCAGAUGCAGAAUGAAUGUGAUCCUUUCAGGGGUCUAUGAAGGAGCAAGAUGAGGAGCAGCAGAUCCACAUUAAGGCCUUUGAGAUGAACUUCUCCUGCAGUACGGUGAGACGAAGGGAUCCGACUCCUUCACAUAGAGCCGUUUGAAUAUUUUUGUAACACGACGAUAAGUUCAACCAAUCACUGCCUGAGGACCACAGACGCGCACGGCAGAGACACAGCACGGUGUACAGUUUAUUAUGGGAUGUAUUGAUUGUCAUUCUGAAAAAAGGCAUUAAACAUGCUUUGGUCAUGGUGUGUUUCCAAA
Messenger RNA from Gadus morhua (Atlantic cod), 39254 nucleotides. RefSeq names its product spectrin repeat containing, nuclear envelope 2b (gene syne2b). Bases 261 to 37274 code for a protein of 12337 amino acids. Lineage: Eukaryota; Metazoa; Chordata; Actinopteri; Gadiformes; Gadidae. Gene Ontology annotation, cellular component: membrane. The record is from RefSeq and is a predicted model, not a curated record. Gene Ontology annotation, molecular function: protein binding. The transcript is spliced from 129 exons.